AUGGAAGAUUCUGAUCCAAAGGAGAUUCAAGAUAAGAGUAUAAGGGAAAGACUGGGGACGUUGAUGCACCAUAAAGUGAUGCAUACUAUUUCCAUGUGUCUACUCUUUUUGGACGCCAUCUUUGUUCUGCUUCUCCUCCUCGUGGACCUUGACGUUAUACCAGUGUUUGAUGAUGAUGAGAACCAUUCCAAGAAAGAAGAAAUAGAAAACGGCCUUCACUAUACAAGUCUAACGAUAAUCUCAUUGUUUGUUCUGGAGGUAACACUUAAAAUCAUUGCUGAUGGGGCCAGCUUCUUCAAAAAGAAACUAGAGGUGCUCGAUGGAAUAAUAGUCUUUGUGUCCUUUGUGUUGGAUAUCGCUCUGUCUCUGUCCCACGUCAGCAAUCUUGUGAGAGACGCUGUUAUUCUGUUGAUCCUACUCAGACUCUGGCGCUUCUUUAAGCUCCUAUUUUCUGUUAACACGUUUGUGAGGAAAGACAUUCAGAAACAGGUCGACGCCGAGAGAGAACUUCGUCUUCAGGCAGAGAAAGAGCGAGACGACGCCCUAGAUAAACUCAAAACCACUGAAGAACAGUGCCAACGAUCUAUGGUUCUUAAUAGUAAGGAAGAAAUAAAUCAAAAUGAGAAUAACGCUACAUAA
Messenger RNA from Ylistrum balloti, 639 nucleotides. RefSeq names its product voltage-gated hydrogen channel 1-like. The transcript has 6 exons. Gene Ontology annotation, molecular function: voltage-gated proton channel activity. The record is from RefSeq and is a predicted model, not a curated record. Lineage: Eukaryota; Metazoa; Mollusca; Bivalvia; Pectinida; Pectinidae. The coding region runs from base 1 to 639 and encodes 212 amino acids. Gene Ontology annotation, biological process: proton transmembrane transport. Gene Ontology annotation, cellular component: plasma membrane.